GUGGUUCCGCUUCCGGCGGCCGCGGAGGAGAUGGUGGAGGAGGGAGGCGGCGGCGGCGCCAUGAGUUUCCUCAAGCGGUUCCCGCCGCCGGCCGAGGGCGUUCGCCACCAGCAGCCUGACACGGAGGCUGUGCUGGCGGGGCGCACCCUGGGCACCGGCACACUCUACAUCGCCGAGAGUCGCCUGUCUUGGCUGGAAAACUCCGGAGUUGGGUUCUCCUUGGAUUAUCCCACUAUAAGUUUACAUGCAGUCUCCAGGGACGUGAACGCUUACCCAUGGGAGCACUUGUACGUCGUGGUGAAUGCCAAAUUCGAAGAAGAGGAGACAAAAGCGGCUCCUAUGGCUGAAGGGGAGGAGGAAGAGGAGGAAGACAGUGAUGACGAUGUUGAACCAAUUGCAGAAUUCAGAUUUGUACCUAGCGACAAAUCAUCCUUGGAAGCCAUGUUUUCAGCGAUGUGUGAGUGCCAAGCUCUGCACCCAGACCCAGAUGAUGAAGAUUCAGACAAUGAUUAUGAAGGGGAGGAGUACGAUGUUGAGGCCCAUGAGCUAGGACAAGGUGACAUCCCGACCUUUUACACUUACGAAGAAGGUUUGUCGCAUUUAACUGCAGAAGGUCAGGCCACUCUGGAGAGGCUGGAAGGCAUGUUAGCCCAGUCGGUUAGCAGUCAGUACAACAUGGCUGGAGUGAGAACAGAAGACUCAAUAAGGGAGUUUGAAGAUGGGAUGGAGGUGGACAUAGCACCAGUAGUUGCGGGGCAGUUUGAAGAUGCAGAAGUGGAUCACUGAGGAGGACGUAUGCUGCUCAUGCAGGAUUUCCCAGGCCUUUCAAGGGGACAGAACACUUCACAGCGCUGCAAGUCCAUCUCUUCCCUCACUGUAAGCGGAGCAGGAACAGUUCCCGGUAAAGUUAUGGAGCAAGAAUGGGACUGUUGUCAGAAGUGCACAGCUUAGCAACAAAACCCUGCUAAGGCGGUUGGGCCAGUGUGCCCUCUUGCCUACCAUCACCUGUACUGCUUUUCUCUCGUUAAUGGCAUUACAAGAUGUGCCAGCGUUUCCUUGCUGGUGCUGGGUGGGAGAGGAAGAGCAGUUUAUUCUGGGACUGUGUUUGUGCACGGUGGGAUUGCGAUUCCGCCCCUGCUUCAGCAGUGCUUGCUAGUGCAGAGUUUGCACAUGCCGCUCAAGCAGUGGUGCGUCGUCCCAGUUCUUCUGCCUCUCUCAGAAAUGAGACCGCCAGCUCUCUCCUUAAAGUAAGCGCAGAGCUAUCCCACUUGGAAUGCUGGAGAAAACCGUUGUGGGCCAGACAGCCAAAACCUCAGGGGGGGAAAAGGGCCACAAAUAGGAAGAUGACAUGCUGAAAAAUACUGGUGGAAAUGAGUCAGAAGUAGUUGGUUAGGGAUUACAGCAUCACUGAGAAAGAGGCUGCAGUCCCUGAGAAAGGCUAGUGCAGGGUUGUGAUGCGCAUCUACUUCCCUCCUGUGUUGCUUGUUUGACUUUGUUGCGGUUAAUGCUCCUGUGGGUUCGGAGUGUCUUUGAAUAGCUCUGUGUUCGCUUACUGAUCUCAACCACUGCCACUGAUCCUGAAUUAGUAUUUAUUGUUUGGUGUAAGAGGUCAAAAUUCCCUUCAGUCGCACUUCCUACCCUGGGAAAGACUGCAGUACAGAGAGUUCUUCCUAAAAACAUCAAGAUACUGGUUGCCCUGUUACCUUCUUUGAUAAAGGACACUUUAAAAUUAAGGAAAACUCUUCAGCUGUAGAUGAAGUGCUUCUUAGUGAAUGGAAAGCUUGACUCUGACUUGAUCUCCAAGAUGAUGUAGGUCCGUGGUUUAUAAAAAAAAAAUAAUUGUGCUGUUGAAAAUUCAGAUCUGAAUACUUGUCCUGGUUUAAACUUGAGCAGGAUUAAGGAGAGUUAGUGGCCAGCAGGAGAUCUCUAAGGAGCCUAGAAGUGCUGGUCGAGGUGGUGUUGACUGAUCUAGCAAAGCGCAAAAUCUACCCUGUACGAAUUAGUUUUGGUCAGUGGAAUUCUUCCAGCUGCUUACUCUUGUGCCUUCCACGGCAUGGCAGGUGGCUGUGGGAGGUUGAUGCUGUGAGAGGUGACUGGAUGGGGAGCCCUUCCGUCUUCCUGCUGGUGCUGAUCGGAGCUGAGGAGCUGAUCCCUGUCAGGGCAGAUAGUGUGAUCCACACUGCGAAGUGCUGCAGUGAUGUCGCUCCAGGUAGCAGUUUGGGAGCUGUGGGUGUGAUGGGCCUUGUUAAAGUAACCACCAGCCUGAGUGCGUUGAUGUAAUUUAAGUAAGUUCAAAAAAUUUAGGCUGGAUGGAAGCAGUAAACAACCGAAGGUACAAAUUGAGUCUGUGCUAAUCACCCUGCUAACAAGUUUGAGCAGGAGGGUAGCUUGGGUUUACCCUCUGAAAACCAGGGUCAGAGAGGGAGCAUCCUGUGGUCUCAGUGCUCUGCAGAGCAGCUCGGCCCGUUUCACCUUCUGAACUGCAAAAACAAUCUACAAGAACAUCUUGCUGGUGAUCCUUUAGAGAGCAACGCGCUGCCCUGCCUCUAAAGCGAUGCCCUUGUGGGACGAUUGUGUUGCAUGUUGCUGCUCGUUACCCAGAUGAGAUGUGACAGUUGCCUGCUGAAGCUCCUGGAAGAGCUGCUGACAGUUGAUGUGGGACGUUUCCACUUGUCUUGUAAUAAAUGGUGUUUUGUCUGUCGUAUCACGAGGUUGGAGCAAUUGUUCUGAAGCAAGUGGUGUGUCUGUGUGUGACGGUGCAGCGGGGUCUUCCAGGGCACAGGCGUACAGCUGCGGACUGUAAGCGCAUGCUGUCCUUAGCUGACCCAAGUGUAGAGCUGCUGGCAAAGGUGCUCAGCCCUCUGAAAGUCAGUGGGUUUGCAGUAAAGCGUUGUCCUCAGUGACUGUGAACAACAGGCGGCUACUGUUUUAUAAAAAUUAAUAACCUUUUAUUUUAAUGCCAAUUAUGUAAACUUGGUGUCUUGUAUC
Messenger RNA from Falco peregrinus (peregrine falcon), 2988 nucleotides. RefSeq names its product chloride nucleotide-sensitive channel 1A (gene CLNS1A). Gene Ontology annotation, cellular component: spliceosomal complex; cytosol; methylosome. Gene Ontology annotation, biological process: cell volume homeostasis; chloride transport; spliceosomal snRNP assembly. The transcript is spliced from 7 exons. Bases 31 to 786 code for a protein of 251 amino acids. The record is from RefSeq and is a predicted model, not a curated record. NCBI's taxonomy places the organism in Eukaryota, Metazoa, Chordata, Aves, Falconiformes, Falconidae.